Molecule: messenger RNA, 8160 nt
Organism: Acanthopagrus latus (yellowfin seabream)
Lineage: Eukaryota; Metazoa; Chordata; Actinopteri; Spariformes; Sparidae
Gene: tmem94
Product: transmembrane protein 94
Exons: 31
Coding region: 157-4284 (1375 amino acids)
Source: RefSeq, a predicted model, not a curated record
GGCUCUCUCUGCAGUUAGGGAUUCAUUCACAUCAUUAGAACUGUUUUCUGAAAUGUAACGAUUCUGGUCACGUAGCACGGCUGUCGUAAGACACUGCCCUUGUAACCCAGCAGCAGUAAUAGAGAUUUUAGUGAAGCAGAGCAGAGCAGGGCUGUCAUGGUGCUGAAGAUGAGAGAAGGAUUCUGCUUCAGGAAGAAGAGCAGCGAGGAGGAUGCUGUGACUCUGGGCCUGUCGACUGGCCAGGCUCUGGUGAAGCUGCGGGACCAGCUCAGCGGCCUGCUGGAGCAGCACCAAAGGGCUGCACGCAGACGAGCCUCUGCACAGGAACAGUGGGUAAAUAGCUUUCUUUACCAUGGCAACCGUCACUCCUGUCUCCAUUGGCCGGGAGCUGCCCUCACUUUACUGGCUGUGCUGGGACUCCUCUGUUGCCAUGGCAGCCAGCCAAAGGGCAGUUCUGGUAUAGAGCUGAUGAACGCUGCAGCCCUCCUUCUCCUCCUUCUGCUGAACCUGCUGCUGGUCGGACGCCAGGAGGGGCUGAAGAGGAGUGAGAUGGUCCACCGCCUUAAGGGCAUCAUCACACAGCUCAGUGACUAUCUGUCAGGGUGUGUGGGUGAAGUAAGGUGGCCUCCAUCUCUGUACCCUGAUCUUUACACACCCACGUCCCCAUCCUGGUCCCUCCACUGGACCUACCGUGACUCCCAGUUGGUUAACCUGCCUAUCAGUCUGCUAGUGGAGGGAGACAUCAUCGCUCUGAGACCUGGCCAAGAGGCAUUCGCCUCCCUCCGAGGCAUUAAGGAUGAUGAGCACAUUGUUUUGGAGCCAGGAGAUUUAUUCCCCCCAUUUUCCCCUCCUCCUUCCCCACGAGCCAAUGAGAAGAGAGGACCCCAGAGCCCCCAACAACACCGUCUCUUCAGAGUGGUCCGGACCCCAGUACUGGACAUAGUCAGGAACAGUUUGGAGUUGGCUCUGGCUCGCCCAAUCACGGUGCUUGAUAAUGAGAGGUUUACAGUGCAGUCAGUUAUCACCAAACUAGUCUGUCCUGUCGUGUUGGUGGCGUUCCUGCUCGUGAACACAAUCCGCUUUUUUUGUGAUGCGCCCAGCCUCACCCCACCCUGCUACAAUUUCUUUCAACUUCAGUUGAUGGGUGUUCUGCCCAUCUUGCCUUUGCUCUUUCCCGUGAUGUGGGUGCUGUUGAAUGCCUUCGGAGAAGCCAGGGUCCUCGCUGAGUUCAGUCGUGCAUCACCAGCUGGUCUGCUUGCUAAGUUCUCUGAGGACACUCUAAGCAGCUACACCGAAGUGGUUUCCUCCCAGGAGAUGCUGCGCUGUGUUUGGAGACACCUGAUUGGGGUCCUAAAGGGAGAGUCUCAGACACUGUGUUAUACUUCCAGCCUUUUACACACUCUGGGAUCUGUCACUGUGCUGUGUUGUGUGGACAAGCAGGGUAUUCUGUCGUGGCCUAAUCCCAGUCCAGAGACAGUCCUGUUCUUCAGUGGAAGGGUGGAGCCACCUCACAACAGUCAGGAUGAUCUCAGAGACGACUUGUCCGUCAAUUCCUACUGCCGAAUGGAAGCAGAUGAUGACAGGGAUGAGGCCCAGGAAGCAGAGGCUCUGCUCUGUCUGCCAGCAGAGUCCUCCACCCAGUUGGGGGAGGGACCUGAGCCCAGCGAGACAUCACAUGACACUGCUCUCUCAACUGACAAUCUCCGGCUUCUGCGCUCGUGCCAGUCUUCACAUACACGCAUCAAACACCACUCUGGGUCCAACGUGAGCUUCAGCCAUGACACUGAGGGAGGCGAAGACGAUCAGGGCCAGGACUUUGCGUUGGGCUGCCCGGAGGCUGAGGCCGAUGACUUUGUGUGUGACUACCACCUGGAGAUGCUGAGCCUGUCACAGGACCAGCAGAACCCAGCCAGCAUCCAGUUUGAUGACCUUUCCUGGCAGUGCCACCUGCCCUCCCUCAAGCCACUUGGCCUCAACAUUAUGCUGAACCUCUGCAAUGCCAGUGUCACCCAGCAGCUCUGUCGCUUCUCAGACCACCUGUCCAACCUGGCUCUCCAGGAGAGCCACGGUACUGUACUGCCCGUCUACGUCCCCUGGGGGCUCUGCGAGCUCUCCAGGCUGAUAGGGUUCACUCCUGGUGCAAGGGAGCUAUUUAAACAGGAGAACCACUUGGCUCUGUACCAGCUGCCAUCUGGAGAGAAGACCAAGGAGUUCACCUCCCGCCGCCUUCAUUACUUCACCAAACGGCAGCCUCCCAUCUCCCACCUUAUUUCCCUGUUUGUACGAGACUCUUCCUCCAAUAACGUCCAGAUGCUGUCGCAUGGCUCAGCUGACCUAAUCCUGGAGGCCUGCACUGACUUCUGGGAUGGAACAGAUAUCUAUCCCCUCUCAGGCUCUGACAGAAAGAAGGUUCUGGAUUUCUACCAGCGUGCCUGUCUUUCAGGUUACUGCUCAGCAUUUGCCUACAAGCCCAUGCAAGUGUCGCUGUCAGACCAACUGAAUGGGAAGUGUGUGGAGCUGACCCCUGGUCCCUGCCUGUUCUUCGGAGUGGAGCUGCCCUCCACCACCCCCAUCAAACACAGCUCCUGCAGGAACAGCUGGAGCUCCGAUGAGGGUAUAGGUGAGGGUGUGGAGCGAGAGGACUGUGUUCAAGCCCUCAGUGGGCAGAUCUUUAUGGGCAUGGUGUCUUCCCAGUACCAGGCGAGGCUGGACACAGUUCGACUAAUAGAUGCCCUGGUCACAGCUUGUAUCCGGUUUGUUUAUUUUUCAAUGGAGGAUGAGCUCCGCAGCAAGGUUUUUGCAGAGAAGAUGGGUUUAGAGACAGGCUGGAACUGUCACAUCUCAUUGACUCCAAAUGGGGACAGUCCUUGUGAUGGAGCUCCAUCCAGCCCCACUCAGGGCUCCUUGCAUGAAGACCUGAACCAAGAUUCUCGAGAUGAAGCAGAAGGUCCACUGCUGCCAGAAGAGGAAGGCCACUCUGACCUGGCAAGUUUCCAUCCCACAGACAGCGAUGUGCCCAGCUUCCUGGAGGACUGCAACCGGGCCAAGCUACCUCGUGGUAUCCACCAGGUUCGUCCUCACUUGAAGAACAUUGAUAAUGUGCCUCUUUUGGUGCCACUCUUCACUGACUGCACCCCUGACACCAUGUGUGAAAUGAUGAAGAUCAUGCAGGAGAACAGGGAGGUUACAUGCUGUCUGGGAAGCUCUGCCAAUUUCCGCAACAGCCGCCUGUUUCUACAGAGUGAUGUCAGCAUUGCUCUGGACCCUUUGUACCCAUCUCAGUGUUCAUGGGAGACAUUCGGCUAUGCCACUGGAGGAGGAUUUAACGGAGAAGCUGAGGGUCUGUCUCCACUGAGGCUCUCCGGACAGCUCAACAGUCUGGGCUGCUCUGUCACCUUCCACCAAGGAGAGAGUGUUAGCAUGGUCAAGCUCAUAGAGCAGGCACGACACACAACCUACGGCAUCCGCAAGUGCUUUCUUUUCCUGCUGCAGUGUCAGCUAAGUCUGGUCAUCAUCCAGUUCUUAGCCUGUCUUGCUCAGCUUCCUCCUCCUAUGAACACCACGGACAUCCUCUGGCUGUCCUGCUUCAGCUGCCCACUGCUAAGUGUGUCACUUUUGGGGAAGCCACCUGAUAAUUCAGUGAUGACAGUUGCCACUGGGAAGAACCUAGAUGCAAUUCCAAGGAAGACCCAGAACUACUUCCUUGGCUGUUUCCUGUUGAAGUUUGGCCUGACAGUGUGUGCCUACCUGUUGGCCUUUGGGUUCACCCUGCAGGAGAUCUGCCUCAGAAGCAGCAACCUCACCUUAGCUGACAACACCAAUGUCUCCUGCACUCAUAUUCUCACAGCCAGCUCCUUAGAAAAAGCUCCUCAGUGGUUUAAUGAGCUGUCAAACAGCCUGCUGCUGACUCAGAAGGUCAUGGCAGGAUUCCUCGCCUUACACACUGUGGUGAUCUCCCUAAGCUACGUCCACCGCUCUCAGCCUCUGUGGAGAAAGAGUCCCUUCAGCAAUACGUGGUGGUGUCUUACUGUACCUGUGGUUCUGCUCAGCCAGAUUGUUCAGGCCACAGUGGAUUACCAGUUAUGGCGUCACCAGGGCAGCCUCCUGUCCUUUAACCUUGGUGACAUACCCCUGCUAGCAUGGCUGCUGGUCUCUCUGUCCCCACUGCUGGUGGUGGUGGUCAACGAAGUGGUGAAGCUACAUGAGAUACGGGUGAGAGUUCGCUACCAGAAGAGACAGAAGCUGCAGUUUGAAACAAAGCUGGGGAUGAACUCUCCAUUCUGAUGUGUUCUGUCUGAGGACAUUUGUGUUAUGGCAGUACUGGGAACCAGUCAGACAGUCCUGGAAACCAGGGAAAGGCAGGGUGCAAACACUGUAGAACUCUCCAUGAACACUUCAGCCUGACCGUACGGCCACCAUCAGGUGGAGCAGAUAUCAACCAAAUAUCACGGUGGGGGUUUAUGACACAGAUGUUUAAGCUCCUAGGUCUGUUUUCUUCAGACAGUUGAUAUUGGUUAUCUGAAGUGCAGGAAACUGAAAAAUUCCAAAGCAUUCAUUUUCAUUUAAUAGAAAAGAGCCAAAAAUAGGCAACUAUUUAUUAUCUGGUUUUAGUUUUAAAGGCAUGAGGAAUGUUUUCUGAAGGGGUUUAUGGUUACACACUGUCACUUCUGUUUUCCAUCUUUGGGAGACUUGUGCAUGGUCGCUUUCAUCUCCAGGAAUGCUCCAGGUCCCAAACAAUCCACUAAAAGCUGCUUCACUUUUAAAGGAUGUUUUUAUGAAGUUCAUUUUGAAGUCUUAUCAUUACACCAGCCCAGCCUUCAUUCAAAUAAACAUAAUAGUAGUGUGAGAGAAAACACAAGGUGGUCUGUAACCAUGGAGUCCCAAGAGUUCAAUAAUACAUACAUAAAUAAAUGACUGAAUCAAUAAAUGGAUGAAUAAAUAAAUAUAGGCAAAUAAUUAUUACAUUGAUAAUAACACCCCCCUCCCAUAAUGCCACACUGAAUGAUUGUUGUGUUGUGACCGCUUUCUCCCCUUUCAGCCAAUUACAGGCCUUUCUUCGUUUUAAGAUAAAAACCUAGAUGAAGUCGCUGCAGCAUUCUGGUCAGUUUGGAUUUUGGCGUUUGUUAACCCAAUCAAAGGCAGAAUGGAGGCGGGUAGAUGCAGAAAUGUAGCGUGGAAAAGUAUAACGCAGUUGCCAGAUGUAGCCAGUUAGCUCCUGUCAACAAGAGCAACAAAAAUGUCAGAAACAAUUCAGAAUGAUUUUUUUCUAGCUGCUGGUGUAAUUAGAAUGUGUACAUAGACACUGAAGGCUGCUCAUACCUACUUACCUGUAUUUAUUACUCAGCAUCAAGCUGAAAAAACAGGUUAGCAGCAGCUAAUGUUUGUUAUUUAUUUGUAACACUGUCUCUCAACUCUAAUGCUGACUAACAGUCAAAGCUCACAAGCCAGCCUAGCUCGUUAGCCAGGUUAGUAGGUAGCAUUUAGUCUGUGUACUGUGUUUCUCUACAGCAGCAGCAGCUUGUUGGUUGAAUCAGAAUUAUUUGACAUUGCUGUUUCUCUAGCUAACAAGAGCUAACUAGCUAGAUUUGGUAGUUGCAGUUGUUGAGCUUUCAGGGGUACGUGAAUGAUGGGAGGGUGGGGUGAACGCCACAGUCAUGAAAAGGGGCAUCGAGAAAUACACGUUUUGAAAUAUUUUAUUGGUUGGGAGAAAAUGAAUGAAAUAUAGAUAUUGAUGAGUAAAACCAACUUUUGACUAAUAAUUUCUGUAUUGGUGUAAAAAUGAUUACAAAUGAAACUCUUAAUAUCAUGAUACAAAUCUUAAAUUCCUACAAUUAUUGACUUUUAAAUGGCUUUUAUUUUUGUUUGAUAUUGGACACUUUGGGGCUCCAUGUGUAACAAGAUUUUUGGUCAUUGCUUCAUUUACAGAAUAUAGUGGAACACUACCUCUGAAAAAAUGUGACAAAGAAGCUUGUGCAAGCUUUCUUUUUGAGCAGUUUCUGUUGUUGAGCCAUUGAGCCACAUUUUAAUCUUCACUGUGCAAGACAGAGUUCUCUAUUAUUUUGUAGUAUUUUGCAACAAAUGUUCUUUGAGUGUUACUCAAUUCCCGAGGGAAGCCGAGGUCAGACCUGCUCUAACACAAAAAGGAAUGAAAAUUAUUGAUUGAAUUGGAUCAGUCCCAGUUUUUACACAUAUUUACAUUUAGAUAUACACUGUAUUCCCAGUUAACCAACUGAAGAAUUUGCCAGCAUGCUAUUUUUGAAUCCACGCAUCUGGAUGUGCAGUGAUCUUAGCAAGUCCCUCCCUAAGUGAUGGAUUUACUGAAAAUAAUACAAUGUUUACUCUGGUGUGCUGACAUACCAGAGUCUUCUGAAAGGUGCUUCAUAUCAUUCAGUUGCCUUCCUCCUCAGCCUGUCUGCCUGUUUCAGCUCUCAACACCUCGACAGACAGGCGCUCAGGAUACUGUUUAGUUUGAAAGUGUAGAAAAUGAAUACUUAAGUAGAUUUCAUCUGCAAAAUGGUAACAGUUACCCCGGAUUUCAUAUUUGAUCUGCUGACCAGCAUGUUCCAGAGAACUUUGAGUGUCCCAGUUUGUUUGUUGUCACACAGUUAAUGUGCAGCAUCAGCAGCAGACGUUUGUAUCACUGAUGUGCUUUUUCAAUCAAACCAGCUAUCUGUGUGGUGCUGUCAUCUAUGUGGAUGGACAUGAUUUUCAUAUUGCUACUUUAAGAAGGAUGAGGAUGACAUUUACUGGUAAUACAUUCUGAACUAAACACCAUGCUUUUAUUCCACGCCUAAAAAUUGUCUUCACACAAACACUAAACAAUCAUUCGGCUGCAUUAACUGUCAUUAUGAGCUGUACCGCCCAAUUCAGGAAUAUAUUUCCUUUUAUUGUUUAUUUGGGAAUCAGUCAUAAGUUGUAUUCCAGUUUUAAAUCUUUUUCCUCUGAAAGAAAUAAUGGUGAUAGAGGAUUUUAUCCAUAGAACCUACCAAUAUUCUGAACAGAUUUGCAGUCACACAGAUAGAUUCAAAGUUAUUUUAAAAACUGAACAUUCAAAGAUCUGUUUGUAAUCCAGCGUUGAUUAUUGUCCACUUGUAGUGUUAAUGUAAAGAGAUGGCAAACAUGGCAUCUGGGGUUUAACUCCACUCUGUAGUCAUUGAGGACACUGACGUCAUGGUCUCUUUCAAUAUGGAGGUUUAUUUUACAGGCUGAUUACAGAAUCAGUAUAUUUGAAUUUGCCUUCUUUUAACUAAACUAAAUGCCCAUAUAAUUCAACAUGAUUCCAUCAGAUUUGUGUUUCUGGUAGCAUGGAAAGUGUUUUAAUCUGAAUGCUAUUUGCAGAACAGUUUUUACAGACAAUCUAAAUAUACGGUUAACUGAAUGGAUAAAAUAAGAAAACAAAUCAAGUAAUUAAAACAUUCAGCAGACUUUUAUUUUUGAUGGGGGUGGGGGACUUUGACCCAUGACCUCAGUAUCUUUAAUGUCUUGGUUACAGCCCUGUUUAACCUGUGCUCGCUUUCAUAGUUGUGCCUGUAUGAGUUCACAGCUACAAAUGCUCUUCAAGUUCCACUUUUCAUUUAGGGGUGUGUGUGAAAAGCUACAAGUGAAGAAAAGCAAAAGCACAAUGAUGUUCUCUGGCUGUGCGGCACUAAAGCACUCGUGCUCACUUCUUCUGGAUGGACAAGUCGGCAUGAAACUGCUGAAGAUGGUUUUAAGAUAUUACAAUGCAAAAAAAAAUGUAGGAUUUUAUUUUUAGUUGGCCCUGUUUUAUUUCAUGACAAACAUAUGGACUAUGCUGCAUGAAUAAGAUCCAGUGAAUGCUCUGUCUUGAUCAAUGUACAUUAUCUAUAGUUCUACUGUUAAGUUCACAACACAGACAGACUCAGUCAAGCAUGGACUUCAUACUGUAUGUCAUCAGGCCUCUGGUGCAAACUGCAGAGUUGAUGCUUGGCGUUUUGAUAAUAUUGCCACACACGUGCUUAGAGCUGAAGCCUCUGCCAGUUGAUUUGUAGGGUCGGGUGGGUGGUGAUGGACUGUGAUAUAGCUGUUCACAAGAUACAUAAAUGUAUAUUUUGUAUUUUUUAAAGCGUCUAUGUUAUGGACUUUUGACAGAUUUGUUUGUUUAUUGAUUAUGUCAUGUUAAUAAAUAUGCUGUUUUAUUUA